Molecule: messenger RNA, 339 nt
Organism: Oppiella nova
Lineage: Eukaryota; Metazoa; Arthropoda; Arachnida; Sarcoptiformes; Oppiidae
Source: the annotation of a GenBank genome assembly
CUUGUCUAUUCCGAUGCCAUCAGAAUCCUUCUUCAGAUCCUCAAUGAGACCAAUCGCAGCGAACCUCACAAACAGAUCAUUGCUCUCACCGUUAAUAUUCUCCUCAAUAUCGCCAAAUACGACAAAACGUGUCAGGAUUUAAACGUAAAGAAAGAUAAGCGCAAAGUGGAGGCAAUCAAACAGAUUAGCGAUUAUUCGAUGAAAGACAAGUCGUUCAAGAAAUACAAACUGAGAACUAAUUACAAGUUUUGUCCGAAUUGGCAAAUCGGCAAAAGAAAUGUCUAUGAAUUCGAUAACAAUUUCAUUGCUAUUCAAGUGAUGGUUCGUCGGCUCAACAUA